AUGGCCAUUAGAAAAUCAAACAAGCUUCCCCAACAUGCAGUUUUGAAGCAGAUCCUUAAGAGGUGUUCAAGCCUAGGAAAGAAAAACGGGUACGAUGAUGAUGGCCACCUUGUUGAUGUCCCAAAAGGCCAUUUUGCUGUUUAUGUCGGCGAAAACAGAAGCAGGUACAUUGUGCCAAUCUCAUUCCUCGCUCACCCUGAGUUCCAAUCCCUCCUUCGACAAGCGGAAGAAGAGUUUGGCUUCGAUCACGAGAUGGGUCUCACCAUUCCUUGCGAAGAAGUCGUCUUCAGGUCUCUAACAUCAUCGUUGAGAUGA
Molecule: messenger RNA, 315 nt
Organism: Sphenostylis stenocarpa
Lineage: Eukaryota; Viridiplantae; Streptophyta; Magnoliopsida; Fabales; Fabaceae
Source: the annotation of a GenBank genome assembly